Messenger RNA from Nomia melanderi (Alkali bee), 3149 nucleotides. It is a transcript of the gene scalloped, whose product is annotated as TEA domain transcription factor 1 homolog scalloped. Gene Ontology annotation, molecular function: DNA-binding transcription factor activity, RNA polymerase II-specific; RNA polymerase II cis-regulatory region sequence-specific DNA binding. Gene Ontology annotation, cellular component: transcription regulator complex. Gene Ontology annotation, biological process: hippo signaling; embryonic organ development; regulation of transcription by RNA polymerase II. The record is from RefSeq and is a predicted model, not a curated record. Lineage: Eukaryota; Metazoa; Arthropoda; Insecta; Hymenoptera; Halictidae.
CUUUGUACGACUGUCGCGUGUUUACGAGCGGUUGUGUCAGCUGUGUGUCAAGAGAACACAGGUACCGUGUAUGUGGUAGCGAAGCGUGCAGCGGCAAUCCUUCUGACAACGUGAACGGCUUGGCUUGGCUUGGCUCGCGGCUCGGCUCCGCUCGGUUCGACUCAGCGUAACAGCACAGCACACGAGACCUGUGUCGAGGAGGUUAGGACGAAGCGUGAUCGGUGUGUGCCGGUGUGGUGGUGGGCUGCGUGCGUUUCCCCGAGGAGAGCGCGCGCCACGAACAGAAACGUGUGGCCUCCUCUUUGCCUAGUGCCUGCUGCGUGCCAGCCCGCUCGCUCUCCCGCUCUUCUGGUGAAUUCGUAUGGUGAAUUAUUGAUCCACGGCGGCGUGUGCGUGCGGAAAAACCGCGCUGCUAAAAGAGAAAUUCUCCAAGGAGAGGAAAAAAAACGUCGCCCCCGUCGGGACCGUCGGAAAAGGAGACCGCCGGAACCGAUACACGGCACGGUCAUCGGGCUCUGCGCGUACCGGGCUUUCGUUGUUUUCAAAACUGUGCGCGCGCGAACACAUGCUCCGCCGCGGACUACCAUAAUACCACGAAUAUACGUUCUCGAGCACUGAAGGUGAAGCGCAGUGGUAGCGGCGGCGACGGUGGCGAGACGGAUUUUCUUUCCCCUAGGCGGGACCGAAACGAAGUGUGUUUCGCAUGAUUCCAUCGCUCCCGGCGUAACGUGCGUCCACGUACGUCGUGUCUCUUCCUCCCCUUUCCUGUCAUUCUCGCUUGCACGUUCGUUCGUUCGUUCGUUCGUUGCUGGUUCGUCCGUCUAUCCGUCCAUUCGUUCAUUCGCUCGCUGGUUCUCUUUCUAUCCCUUUCCCCUUUUAUCUGUCUCUCCCUGUCACGCUCGCCUCCCUCUCGCUCUGUUCCCCGCUCUUUUACCGCUCGCGCGUGUUAUAUGUGUGUGCGUGAGUUUUUCUCCGUCUCACUCUGACUGCGUUGCCGUCGUCGGCCGCGUGUGCGUCAACUAAACGAAACGCGGGAAAAGCUGCUCCGGCGCGAAAUACACGCUCCGCGGGUAAUGUAUGCGGUGCUCGGCGUGAUACGCGGUGCGUUUUCGGUCCGCGGCCAGUGAGUGCCACCAUCCUUUACCCCCCCGUCGUCCUCCUCCAGUACGCCACCCAGAGUACGGAGAUACGAGAAAAACGGAUUAUUUCGAAGGCUGUCGAGGGAAGCCUCCGGCCCGGGAGAAGUGUUGUCGUCGUCGUUAAGACGACGGCGACGACGACGACCACGAUCUCGCGACAACGACGACCACGCUACACCUCACGAUAAUACGAGUUCGAGGAACUUAAAAAAAUAAAGCAUAGAGGCGACCGCUGGUACAGCUUUGCCGCGCGCUCUCGUGUUCUCGAUUAUCCAGGACGAGAGAGCCCUACCUCCGCCACCGCGACUUGGAUGGAUACUGUGCAUUAUUUCUGGAGUGUACCCACGUCGCCGUCAUCCUGACCUGCCCGAGAAAUCCUCAUGAAAGACUGGGAACUCAGUACUCAGAAUAGCAUCGGCAGUGCGGUGGCUGCAGCCGACACCAUUUCCGCGCCGUGGACUCCAGCGAGUUCCGGGCCGCCGCCCGACGCGAACGGCUCCGGCUCGGAUACGAAGAACCUCGACGUUGGUGAGAUCAGCGAUGACGAGAAGGACUUAUCGGCAGCGGACGCGGAGGGUGUAUGGUCGCCGGAUAUCGAGCAGAGCUUCCAGGAAGCUCUCACUAUAUAUCCGCCAUGCGGUCGACGCAAAAUCAUCCUGUCCGACGAAGGGAAGAUGUACGGACGCAACGAGCUGAUUGCCCGUUACAUCAAGUUGAGGACAGGCAAAACGAGAACGCGAAAGCAGGUCUCUUCGCACAUACAAGUCCUAGCUAGGAGAAAACUUCGUGAAAUCCAGGCGAAACUCAAAGUGGAUCAUGCCGCCAAGGAGAAGGCGCUGCAGACAAUGUCGAGCAUGUCAAGCGCCCAGAUAGUAUCAGCUGGGAGUGCGAUACACAACAAGAUGCCCCCCGCCCUCGUGGGGCCCCUUGCCCUUCAUGCUUCCACCCCUGUCUCCUAUCCCGGAGCGCAAUUUUGGCAGCCGGGCCUGCAGCCAGGAACGUCCCAGGAUGUCAAGCCAUUCUCGCAGCCGGCGUACACCGGAAAACCAGCGACGGCGGUCUCGAGUGGCGACAUGGUCCAGGCUCAACCACCCCCGCCCUGGGAAGGACGUGCCAUUGCAACCCACAAGCUCAGGCUUGUCGAGUUCUCGGCCUACAUGGAUCAACAGAGAGACCAGGAUAUUUAUCACAAACACCUGUUCGUCCACAUAGGAGGAUCAGCGACUUACGCGGAUCCGUUGCUAGAGGCUGUUGACGUUAGGCAGAUAUACGACAAAUUCCCGGAGAAAAAGGGUGGCCUGAAGGAACUUUACGACAAAGGACCCCAGGCGGCCUUCUUCCUCGUUAAAUUCUGGGCUGAUCUCAAUACUAACAUCCAGGACGAAGCUGGAGCCUUCUACGGUGUAACAAGCCAAUACGAGAGCAACGAGAACAUGACGAUAACAUGUUCGACUAAAGUUUGCUCCUUCGGUAAACAGGUGGUGGAGAAAGUGGAGACGGAAUACGCUAGGUUUGAAAAUGGCAGGUUCGUUUAUCGUAUUAGUCGUUCGCCAAUGUGCGAGUACAUGAUCAACUUUAUACACAAAUUGAAGCACCUGCCGGAAAAGUACAUGAUGAACAGCGUGCUCGAGAAUUUCACCAUUCUCCAGGUUGUUACGAACAGGGAUACGCAGGAAACGUUAUUAUGCACAGCAUACGUGUUCGAGGUGUCGACGUCCGAGCACGGCGCGCAACAUCACAUAUACAGAUUGAUCAAGGACUAGCCUGCUUGAACCUGCUCGCCAUGCAGCCAUCCACCCCCAUCAGUGCCUACCAUCACAUAAAAAAAAAUCAUCCAUACGCGCAUAUACACGAUUACACACAGAGAUUUCUAUUAACCUUUUGAAGUGUCGUGGUUGAUACCUACAAACCACACCAGGUUCUUUUUUAAGUUCUUUUGUUUUAUUUUUUCUCUGUUCUAUAUUUCUCUUCCUCUCUUUUUUUUUGUUCUUAUUAUUUCAUCAUUUUGUU